Molecule: messenger RNA, 810 nt
Organism: Nymphaea colorata (pocket water lily)
Lineage: Eukaryota; Viridiplantae; Streptophyta; Magnoliopsida; Nymphaeales; Nymphaeaceae
Product: DNA-directed RNA polymerases II, IV and V subunit 11
Exons: 5
Coding region: 108-461 (117 amino acids)
Biological process (GO): transcription by RNA polymerase II
Cellular component (GO): RNA polymerase II, core complex
Molecular function (GO): DNA binding; protein dimerization activity
Source: RefSeq, a predicted model, not a curated record
GGCUCUGAUCCAAAUCCGUGGUCAUCCAUCGCUAAACCUUUCUCCCCAGUACCCCUCUCUCUUUCUCCGGCUUUGGAGUCUCCGGCGAAGAACGACCAGUCAGCACCAUGAAUGCUCCAGACCGCUACGAGCGCUUCGUUGUGCCGGAGGGGACCAAGAAAGUAUCGUAUGAGAGAGAUACCAAGAUCAUCAACGCAGCAUCUUUCACGAUUGAGAGGGAGGAUCACACGAUCGGGAAUAUCCUCAGGAUGCAGUUGCACAGAGACCCAAAUGUCCUUUUUGCUGGAUACAAGCUUCCACACCCACUGCAGUACAAGAUCUUAGUCAGGAUUCAUACGUCAAGCCAGUCGUCACCGAUGCAGGCGUACAACCAGGCCAUUAAUGAUCUUGAUAGGGAGCUUGAUUACUUGAAGAAUGCAUUUCAGGAUGAAGAACAAAGGCAUCUGAGAAGCAGCUACUAGUAAAUGUUUGGAUGGUUUCUGAAUCAGGUGCUUGAUCUACGUAGAAUCCAAACAUGGUCAGCUAGAACUCGUCUCUGGAGCUCAAUUAGGCAUUUACUAUCGACUGUCUGGAACUUGUAUGGCACAAGAGCCUUUUGAUUCAUAUACAAAACCAACCUCCAUCUUUCUGGGGAGAAAAAGACGGCGCUUCAUUUCUAUGUGCAAUAUCAUCGAGAUUCGUGAGUCCUUGUCUUGUCCUAAUAGGUUUCUCCACCAUCUAGCACAUCAUUGAUGACGUGAAUGGAACUUGUACGAGUAUCAAGACUCUCAUUGAGGGGUUAAGAUCAUAAUAUAGAUGUGAUUCCUAAUA